This is a messenger RNA of Selaginella moellendorffii, 1205 nucleotides long. Its product is annotated as clavaminate synthase-like protein At3g21360. The coding region runs from base 58 to 1038 and encodes 326 amino acids. The record is from RefSeq and is a predicted model, not a curated record. The transcript has 3 exons. Lineage: Eukaryota; Viridiplantae; Streptophyta; Lycopodiopsida; Selaginellales; Selaginellaceae. Gene Ontology annotation, molecular function: oxidoreductase activity.
UGAUUCUUCGUUUUGGAUGGGCUUCACGAGGGCGUGAAAGAAAGCUAGGUCGCGAAAAUGGGUCGUUUGGCUCCCAGCGCCUUCAAGGCUCUGCCACCGCCUCGCGUCUUCGAUGGCGUCCAGUUCCCUCGCAUUCUGGCUCCAUCGGCGGCGAGCUGCGAUGUCGGCAGCUUCAGGGGGUGGAUCCGGCAGCACAAGGAUUGGAUCGAGGAGCAGCUGUUUGUGAGUGGCGCUGUUCUUUUCAGGGGAUUUGGCGUGGACAGCGCCGCGGAUUUCGAUGCGGUGGUGAGGGAAUUUGGGUACGAAGAGCUGCCCUACGUUGGUGGAGCGGCCCCGAGAACAAACGUGGUAGGGAGAGUCUUCACUUCCAAUGAGUCCCCUCCGGAUCAAAAAAUUCCCUUCCACCAUGAGAUGGCACAGGUUCCAGAGUAUCCGUCAAAGCUCUUCUUUUAUUGUGAGGUGGAGGCCAAAGAAGGUGGUGAGACUCCGAUAGUGCUCAGCCAUUUAAUCUACGAUAAGAUGGCUUCCAAGUUCCCCGAGUUUGUGAAAGAUCUGGAGGACAAAGGCCUUCUCUACAUCCGAGUUCUCGGCGAAGGUGAUGAUCCAUCUUCUCCCAUUGGACGGGGCUGGCAAUCGACUUUUUUGACGAAAGACAAAAGCGAAGCGCAAGCCAAGGCUGCGAAGCUGGGAAUGCAAGUCGAAUGGCUCGACGAUGGCUGCCUCAAGACGAUAUCAGGACCAAUCCCAGCAAUCAAAAACGAGAAAAGCCACGGCAGGAAGAUCUGGUUCAACAGCAUGGUGGCGGCCUACACGGGCUGGGAGGACGCGCGAAACGUUGCGGAGCGCGCAGUGGUGUUUGGCGAUGGCAGUCCUUUGCCGAGAGCAGCAGUCUUGGAGUGCCUGGAUAUUAUACACGAGCUGAGCGUGGCAAUCCCGUGGUGCCGCGGCGAUGUUCUCCUCAUCGACAACUUGGCCGUGCUUCAUGCGAGAAGACCCUUCACUCCUCCGCGGCGUGUUCUGGCAUCGCUUUGCAAGUGACCACUACAAAACUCGAUCAUGGUAAAAGUUCUUCCAACCUUUACCUUUCACAUCUCUUUUGUUCUUGUGGCAAGAAUCAAGACGGACCGAAGAAACUCGAAAGAUUCACGGAAACUCUGUAAAGGUUCGAUUUUUAGUACAUGCAAAGUGCGUUUUUUCUUUUUUAA